This is a messenger RNA of Podarcis muralis (Common wall lizard), 2002 nucleotides long. It is a transcript of the gene LRRC51, whose product is annotated as leucine rich repeat containing 51. Lineage: Eukaryota; Metazoa; Chordata; Lepidosauria; Squamata; Lacertidae. Gene Ontology annotation, molecular function: protein binding. The record is from RefSeq and is a predicted model, not a curated record.
AAAUGAGGAAGGAGGGAAAAUGCGGGAAAUAUAAUUGCAAUAAACAGAGAAAACACAGAAUCGCCAGUUUGUAUUUCACAACUUGCCUGGUGUCCACAGGUGGGAGGCUAGUUCUGCGAUAUCGUUUCCCAGCACAGGGGGAAAGACUUGCGCCCGGUGGAACUACAGCACAGCCUCCCUCCAGGCGCCUCCGUUGGACUACUCAUUUCGGGGCAUCAGCUUCAUGCAAGACCUGCUGACGGAGGAGCCGAGGGCCGGCCUGAAGCCCAUCCAUCGGUCCGAAGGGGGCCGGCUGCUGACGCAGGCCAUCUGGCUGAACAACAACACCCUCGGGGAGCUGACCCAAUUCACGGAGACUGUGGGCAAGCUCCUGGAGUACCCAGAGGACAUCUACUGGAUCGACCUCUCCUUCAACGACCUGCCCAUCAUCGACCCGGUGCUGACUUCCUUCUACAACCUGCGCCACCUCAACCUUCACGGGAACGCCAUCCAGCAGCUUUCAGAGGUGGACAAGCUGGCGGUGCUCCCGCACCUGCGCAACCUGACGCUGCACGGAAACCCCGUCGAGGAGGAGAAGGGCUACAGGAGCUACGUCCUGUCCACUCUGCCCCACUUGAAGUCCUUCGAUUUCAGCGGCGUCACGAAGCUCGACCGCACCACCGCGGCCGUCUGGCGGCGCAUGAACAUCAGGCCCAAGAAAGUCCGGAAGAGAAGGGACGACUACUGAUGGCCCCACUGCUCUGGCAGCAGGGAGAGGAAACCCCUGCAACCCCCAGCCUCAAUUGGGAAUAAAGAGUUAGAGCACCUUGGCAUGGCAGAGCAUGGAUGGGGGAAGGGAGAGGGCGGGGGGGGGGAUGCGGGGCUGGGAGCCUUUUCCUGCAGUUGUGCCCAACGGCCUCAGCCUCCCCGCUUUCCGGGAUGCGUCAGGCUGGGGAAUCUGUGGUUCAUGGGAUCCUGGAACUGUGCUGUCGGAAGGGACACGCAAGGAUCAUCUAGCCCAAUCCCAUGUAGUGCAGAAAUCGCAGGUAAGGAAUCCCUGGCAGAUGGCCCCCACCACCACUACCUACGAUUAAAAACCUCCAAGUUAGGAGAGUCCAUCAUUUUCCAAGAGAGUCCGUUCCACUGCCAGGCGGCUCUUAGUGCCAGAAAGUUCUUCCUGACGUUUAGUCGGAAUCUCCUUUUCUUGCCGUUCGAAGCCGUUGGGUUUCUGGAGCAGCGGAAAACAAGCAGUGUACACUUGGGCACCUGCAGCGCUCCAGGAGAUCAGAGAAUUGUAGCGCCGGGAGAGUCAUCCAGCCCCAGCUUCUGCAAACCGAAGGUGCGCAAGGCACCUUCGUUUUUCCUUUUUGUUUCAGAUGUCCGGAGCCAGCCAGCCAGCCUGCCUUUCCUGAUGUGCUAGACUACCCAUUCCCAUCAGCCCCUGCAUGGUGGCAGCCAUCUUGGAGGGCAGGGGAAGGCUGCCCUUGGCCAAAGGGAAGCCACUGCAAACCCAACAAGGAUUCUGGCACAGAGUAACAGACGCACAGAGGAUGCAGCCACUGUGGAUUUAAAGCAGCUGCCCUCCAAAUUCUCCUAACAAUGGGGUGAGGUGGUGGGGGGACGACAGGGAAUGACACCUCCAAGACCCUUUCCUUGUGCCAGCCUUGAGUCCCUUCUCCUCCUUACCCCCCCUUCCCCAUGGAAGUGCAGCCCUCACACGCUGGGAGUUUGGUUCCCCCCAUCCCUGGCUCAGUGGCAGAGCACCCGCAGGGAGUCCUGGGUUCAGAUCCUGGCAUCUCAAACUCCUAAGUGGCAGGAAAGACCUCUGCGCCAGAGAGCGCCUCCUGGUCCUUACGGAGCUUGAGGGAGAGUCGCCUGACCUGCUGCAAGACCCGUUUCCGUUCAGUGGCGUUUGUGCGGGGGAAUCGCUUUUUGCAGGGUGGCGCCCCCACUGCUGUGUAUCUUCCUUGGCGUUUGCCGGUUUCUUUUCCAAUAAAAAUGCUUGUCCAGGUGGCACCAGGUG